Ceratina calcarata is the source of this 642-nucleotide messenger RNA. RefSeq lists its product as uncharacterized. The coding region runs from base 1 to 642 and encodes 213 amino acids. The transcript has 2 exons. The record is from RefSeq and is a predicted model, not a curated record. NCBI's taxonomy places the organism in Eukaryota, Metazoa, Arthropoda, Insecta, Hymenoptera, Apidae. Gene Ontology annotation, molecular function: nucleic acid binding.
AUGGUCGAAAGACUGCAUCGGCAAUUAAAGGCUGCCAUAAAAUGCCAUGAGAAGGAAAAUUGGGUGGAUCGGCUACCUAUAAUUCUCCUUGGAAUCCGCAUGGCGUACAAAGAGGACCUGAAGGCCACCGCGGCCGAAAUGGUGUACGGUGCAGGUAUACGUUUACCCGGAGAAUUUUUUAUCGAAAGUAGUAAGGAAGGUAGUUCGGAGUUCGCAAACCAAAUGCGUGAACAUAUUCAGAAACUGCGACCUGUACCAGCGUCGAGACAUGGUGCGAAGAAAACGUUCGUUUUCAAAGAACUUUCCUCGUCUCCAUUUGUAUUCGUUCGUCAUGACGCUGUAAGAGGCACAUUGCAACAAACCUACGAUGGACCCUUCCAAGUCGAAAAACGCGACGAAAAGUAUUUUACGCUAAAAAUUAACAAUAAAAGUGUAAAGAUAGCGUUAGACAGAAUAAAACCGGCGUAUAUAACGAAUUGCGAGCUAGAACAAAAUGUAAUAUCGCAAGAGGAAUCUGAUAACGAUGAGAUUGGUGUGAGUUUUGUAAUGUGGUACAGAUUAGAUUCUGAUUUUCUGUAUCCUGUAUCUAUUUUAUNAGUCGCUCUUGUCACUACGCGUAGUGACAAGAGCGACUGUGUUUGA